AUGAUCUCUUCCUCGCACAUCCCUCGCUGGCUGAAACCCAUCGCUUGGUUCUGGGGCCUGCUUUGCCUCUUGGUUAUCACAGCAUCGGCCCAACCGAUCUCGACUUGCUGCAUGGCCUACGGCACCACCAACGAGAACACCUUAUACGUCGUUGGAGGAGCACAUUAUACGGGAAUCAGCGAGGUCGCCUUUCCAGCUCAGUUCUACGCACUCAACCUCACGCAAACCGGUUGGAAUACAUCAAACCCACCCUGGACGAUGAUGUCGUAUCCCACAUCGCUUCUACCAAGAGCGAUGUCACGCUUUCAAUACUCGAUGGCUCUCUCUCCCGAUAAUAGCACACUCGGUGUUUGGGAUGUCACUGAUGCUGACAGACUCGUCGAAUACUCAGUUGGCAACGCAUCAUGGACAUCGGUGAAUAUUACAGACACACUGUCUGGCGAUGGCGUGCAAGCUGUGACUGAUCCGACCACAGGGCUCGUCUACUUUCCCGGAGGAGGCCCUGCUAAUUAUAGCGCAAUGAUGGUGUAUAACCCGACGACGGGAAUGAUCACCGACGCUCCUUCGAGUUAUCCCAUAGUCAAUGGUCACCAACGGUACUACCCCGCUACCUCAGUACAGAAGCUGCCUAGUAUCAGAAAGAUCUGGAAUGGCUUGUUCGGUCUCUGGGGACAGAUUCGUUGCUUCAAGGCCCUGAACUCGAUAACACGCAUUGGAGUGUCCGCGGUGCCACUUGUCUACAACCUUGCCAAUCUGACGUGGACAACCACAUAUUAA
This is a messenger RNA of Linnemannia hyalina, 777 nucleotides long. Lineage: Eukaryota; Fungi; Mortierellomycota; Mortierellomycetes; Mortierellales; Mortierellaceae. The record is from the annotation of a GenBank genome assembly.